GGCUCUCUUGAGGUAGAAUGUUAAAUAAAGCCGCACGAACUCGCUCGGUGCGCAAAGGGGGGGCUUCUUGUUGUAGAAUCGUUCUGCUUCGGGAGUCAGGAACCACUUUGUUCAGUGAGUGCCGGCUGCCAGCGCCUCGCUUCCCGCUGCCCUAAGAAUCCGCCGCUCCGGCGUUAUCUGCUGCGGCACAAACUGAGCACCAGGCACAGGAAGGGCUGCGCUAUCGGCGCAAUAGGCUACGCGCAGCGAAGAGCCGGUGCUCCAGCGCGGAUCGCACAGGAAACACACUCGGAGCAACAGUGGAUGGGCGGAGGGACUACAGCCUGUUUGGGACCUGCUUCAAAAAGAAGGAAAGACAAAACCCACCCUGCACACUGGGGAUGUUUGUGUUUCUGGAUGAAUCCCAUGGAUUGUCGCCACCUGUAAUGCAGCUGGAGGAUUGCGUACGCCAGGACAUGCAAUUUUACUAUGUGGGUGACCACACGUGGACGACCAUGCUGGGCCAGAGCGUGAAGCUGCAGGCGGUGCCCAUCCAGAGCCUGUCGGAGCUGGAGCGAGCUCGCCUGCAGGAGGUGGCCCUCUUCCAUCUGGAGGAACGCAACCUGCAUUUCAGCAUCAGCAUCCCCCAAGUGACCCGCAAAAGGAGGAAGUCUCUGAGGAGGAAAUUUGACUCAUUUUCCAAGGAAAAGAAAGAACGGGAGACGGCCCCCAAGGCGUUCGGAAUCCCCCUGUCUCAGGCGAUUGCCAAUGACCGCGAGCACAAGCAGCGGCAAGACGCCUUGCGGGAGAGCAGGCGUGACUGUCUGGACCUGGAAGCCAGCGUGCUGCACUUCCGGGCCGAGAAGCAACAGCAGCAUGAGGGCAGGAAGCCCUGUGGCCCCCACUCCGCACUGGAACUCAAUAGCAAGCCUCUGUCCCACACCCUCCUGGAAAACGCCCCCAGGGUCCACCGCAGGGGGGGUUUGUCAGUGGACUGCAUUUCUGACCUGGUAGAGAGUCAGUCACGGCUACUGGAAGCUCUUCAGCUCUCCCACCCCAACGAGCUGGACAUUCGGAAGGCAGCCGGACGCACCCAGGCAAAGCUCAGCCUUAACCCCAUCUACCGGCAGGUUCCGCGCGUAGUGGAGCGCUGCUGCCACCACAUCCAGAUCUACGGACUCAACACAGUGGGGAUUUUCCGUGUGGGGAGCUCAAAGAAGAGAGUGAGGCAGCUAAGGGACGACUUCGACAUGGGAGCAGACGUCAUCUUAGACGACGAGCACAGUGUGCACGACGUGGCAGCCCUCUUGAAAGAGUUCUUGAGGGACAUGCCUGAUCCCCUGCUGCCACGUGAACUCUACUCCGCCUUCCUGCACACCACCACUCUGCGGGAGCCAGAGCAGCUCCCCUACCUGCAGCUGCUGCUCUACCUGCUGCCACCUUGCAACUGCGACACGCUGUUGCAGCUCCUCGGCCUGCUGCACAUCGUCCAGGAGCAUGCCGAGGACAAGCGCGGCCCCGACGGCCAGGAGGUCCCAGGGAACAAGAUGACUCCAGCCAACCUGGCGGUGAUCUUCGGGCCCAACCUGCUGCAGGGUGAGCUGGGAUCCGAGCGUGACAGCAGCCAGCAGGCGCUGGGUAUCGAGGACAGUGCGACCAUCAUCUCCAUCACACUGAAGCUCAUCAAGAACUACAAACGUCUUUUCACGGUGUCCGCAGAAUUCCAGCAGGAGGUGCUAAUGAGUCUCAUUCAGACCGAUCCUGAUGUCAUCGAUUACCUGCUACGUAGGAAACUCAGCAGUCAGCUGACCACUGACACGGACGUGGAGUCCGACUCCAGAGACCAGGAGCCCAAGUCAUCGCUGGAGUCAGCGGGGCCCUCCGGCCAAGGCCUCUUUCCUCUGGAGGCUUCUCCUCUCUUCCCAGAGCUGCAGGGAGACGGUAGUCUGAGCAGUGAGGUGUUCUUCAACAUGCUCUGCCUAGGCCCGAGCAGGAAGCAGUCCUCAGAGGAUAGUGCAAUGAAGACCAUUGGCCAGAUGAGGCAGUUCCAUUCCCAUCAUGACCUGCUGAGCUUGGGCGAGACGCCCAAUCCAGUCACGGAAGAGGCAUGCUGGGAAGGAACCAGCCAUGCCAGCUUCAAACAGGACAAUUCCAGGGACAGUGUGUGGGUGAGGCAGGACGCAGCCACCCAGGGAGUGAUCACUCAGCCUCUUAACUUUUGGGACUACUUCACUGGGAAGGUUACUGGCUCAGAGACCAUCGUAUGACCCUACCGGUGGUAUGACUGGCUGUCUGAACAUGGUUCACCUGCCCAGUGUACACACACACACCAGCAUCCUCAUACACGCAGAACCUAAACCUAGACUGUAAUAUGACGACAUACAUGCAUGUGUACAUAUGUAGACACGCAAUAAGAGACGCCUGACAUCACAUCGGCCAUUAACCAAAUUAAUGCUCUGUUACGAGACUGCUGCCCCCUGCUGGAUGAUUAUGUCAGUUGCGGGCAGUAAAAUGGUCACUGCACUGAUAAAGGAUACAUUUGACACGAAUAUUGGUAGCUUGUCCAAAUACUGUGUGUCGUUGUUGUUCUGCUUGCCCUCCCCCCCAUACAUGCUGCCGACAGACACUCACCUCUUACUUCGGAGAAAGCUUUAUGAUUUCUCUCGAACUUACAGGGAGCUACUGGAAUCCAAGCCAGUGAUGCGUCACUUUGAAUCCUUAAAGGGACACACACCUUCUGAAUUAUGAUGCCUGGGUCUUCAUGUAAAUUAUACUGUAAACAUGUAUAUUUCAGCAUUUAUUUUAAAUAAAUGUCCUUUUUAGUGUUUUA
Molecule: messenger RNA, 2809 nt
Organism: Brienomyrus brachyistius
Lineage: Eukaryota; Metazoa; Chordata; Actinopteri; Osteoglossiformes; Mormyridae
Gene: arhgap36
Product: Rho GTPase activating protein 36
Biological process (GO): signal transduction
Source: RefSeq, a predicted model, not a curated record